This is a messenger RNA of Nerophis lumbriciformis (worm pipefish), 1584 nucleotides long. Lineage: Eukaryota; Metazoa; Chordata; Actinopteri; Syngnathiformes; Syngnathidae. The record is from RefSeq and is a predicted model, not a curated record.
AUGUCUCAUUUGAAGCCGGCAGGAAAUCCGCAACGAGAAUCAGCUGGCAAUCCACCAAGUUCCAAAACACUUGCUCUGACUGUGUGCGCUGCUGCCAUUGGAGGGACCUUCCAAUAUGGAUACAAUAUUUCAAUCAUUAAUUCUCCUACCAGCUACAUUCAGACGUUUAUCAAUAAUACCUACGCAGGACGCUGGGGCAUAGGUUUGGAAACUACCCACGUGACUCUGUUUUGGACCCUCAUUGUCUCAGCUUUCCCCCUUGGAGGUCUACUCGGUGCUCUACUAGCUGGACCAAUGGCAGUACGAUUUGGAAGAAAGAAUUCUCUGCUUGUCAACAACUCAUUUUUGUUCACAGCUGCAAUUUUAGUUCUGUUGUGCAGGACCGCGGCGUCAUUUGAGAUGAUAAUCAUUGCUCGGUUCCUAGUGGGCAUCAAUUCAGGGGUCAGUAUGAAUGUCCAACCAAUGUAUUUUGGGGAAAGCGCCCCCAAACACCUCAGAGGCGCGGUGGCUUUCUCCUCAGCUGUUUUCACAGCAUUUGGCAUUUUCUCAGGUCAAGUUGUAGGAUUGACCGUAGUGUUGGGAACAGAAGCUCUCUGGCCAUAUUUACUAGCCAGCAAUGUGCUUCCAGGCUUGAUCCAGUUGCUUACAUUACCCUGGUUCCCUGAAAGCCCCAGAUAUCUUCUCAUUGACAAGGGAGAUAGGGAAGCAUGUGUCCGAGCACUUGAAAGACUCCGUGGUGGUGUGGCUCCAGCUCUGGAAAUUCAGGAAAUACUUGAAGAACAGCAGAAAUACUCAGAUCUUGGAUCUUCUCCUUCCGCAAAGACACCAUGGUCACUUUUUAAGGAUCCUGAUUUACGAUCCCAGCUUCGAACGGUCAUGUGGGCAAGCAGUGCCAUGAUGCUUUGUGGUAAUGACUCAAUCUACUUCUACGCAUCCUACAUAUUUCUUCAGGCCGGCAUCCCUUCAGCUAAAAUCCAAUACGCCACCAUUGGGACAGGGGCAUCUGAACUGACUGCUUCAAUUCUAAGCAACAUCUUGAUUGAACGAGUGGGCCGAAAGUGUCUUCUUGUCGGGGGCUACACUCUUAUGUCUUGCUGGACGGUAGUCUUCACAGUAGCCCUCACAUUGCAACAACAGGGAGUAGAGGGUAUGUCAUACCUCAGCAUGGUAUGCGUGUUGACUUACAUCCUUAGUUUCGGUUUGGGCCCUGCAGGCGUGACAGGAAUCCUGCCCGCUGAGAUCUUUGAUCAGACAGCACGUCCGGCUGCAUACAUGAUCGCCGGAUCGCUAAUGUGGUUUAGUCUCUUCCUGGUAGGAAUGUUGUUUCCCUUCAUUGUCAGCAGUCUGGGGAGCUUCUGUUUCCUGCCGUUUUUUGCCGUGUGUUUGCUGUCAGCUGUGUUUUUGGGGCUCACGUUCCCAGAAACGAAAGGCAGAAGCCUGCCCGAGAUCACUGCAGCGUUUGAUGAAAAGAACAGAGGGAAGAUGCGAGCUAAGCGGGUGAAUGAGCUUGUGGAAGAUCGCAAUGAGAUGGAGGAAAUUACUGACUUUACUUCCUUACAUGAAGGUCUGGAGAACCAAGACUGA